AGCAAGUUCAAACCUAUCAAUUAACUAGUCGGCAGGUCUCAUUCCAGCUAAACUUGACAUCGCCCUCGGCUACUGGCCGUGACCUUGGCUUCUUUGUCUCUCCAAAACACAAGAGAAGCAAAACCUUUUGCACCAAUGACUGCUUUCAUUUCCAACAAGCUAAUCCAACCUACGAGCCAAGCUCCCCAAGUGGUUCCUCGGAUAUCCAAAAUCAAAGAAAGGAUGAAAACUUGCAGAGUGGUCUCAACCACAUAUUCCUUGACUAAGAGCAAUAGAUUCAGGCCCAGUUAUACCACCAAAGUUGCUGAACAGAACGCCGGAUUUGUCGGUGACGAAGAAGUACAAGAAGAGUUUAAAACACUUUCUCAUCUCAAAACUAAACUCUUCCAGGAAGCCAAAGGAAUCAAUAGAGGGAUUUUUGGAGUACCAUCUUCAAAGAAAUCUGAUAUUGAAACUCUGGUGAAGCUGCUAGAAUCUCAGAAUCCAACUCCAGAUCCUACCUUGAAUCUAGAAAAGGUGGGUGGCUGCUGGAAGCUUGUUUACGGUACAAUUACAAUCUUGGGUUCAAAGAGAACAAAGCUGGGAUUGAGAGAUUUCAUCACCUUGGGAGAAUUUUUCCAGACCAUUGAUGUUGAAAAGAGCAAAGCAGUUAACGUGAUCAAAUUCAGUGCCAGAGGAUUGAAAUUGUUAAAUGGGAAGCUGACAAUUGAAGCUUCCUUCAAGAUCACGUCCAAAUCAAGAGUUGAUAUAAAUUAUGAGAACUCAACCAUAACUCCUGACCAGCUGAUGAAUGUCUUCCAAAAAAAUUAUGAUCUUUUGCUUGGUACCUUCAAUCCAGAGGGGUGGCUGGAGAUCACAUAUGUAGAUGAAACCAUGAGGAUAGGGAGAGAUGACAAAGGGAAUAUCUUCAUAUUAGAAAGAUCAGAAGAAGCCACAGUCUAGACAUCAAUUUCUUGACAUAAAUUCUAUUGUUAACUUUAAGCUUUUCAACAUUUAAUUUCACACAAGCUCCAAUUUUGCUGAAUUCAGUUGAAAUUUCUGAUAUAUAUCACUUUGUUUUCUAUGUUUGAGAAUGGGUAGAAAAUUCAAAAUGGGUUUUUUUUUACAUGGUGUAAGUUCCCAAGGGCAUCAUCAGGGUUUAGUCGGGAGAGUUUGUCAGCCUAUGCGUUUAAUUUCACAUAGAAUGUUUAUUAGAAUGAUCUU
Molecule: messenger RNA, 1203 nt
Organism: Durio zibethinus
Lineage: Eukaryota; Viridiplantae; Streptophyta; Magnoliopsida; Malvales; Malvaceae
Product: fibrillin-5, chloroplastic-like
Source: RefSeq, a predicted model, not a curated record